Messenger RNA from Cynocephalus volans (Philippine flying lemur), 2145 nucleotides. RefSeq names its product cadherin 26 (gene CDH26). Lineage: Eukaryota; Metazoa; Chordata; Mammalia; Dermoptera; Cynocephalidae. The record is from RefSeq and is a predicted model, not a curated record. Gene Ontology annotation, molecular function: calcium ion binding; cadherin binding. Gene Ontology annotation, cellular component: adherens junction; membrane; catenin complex. Gene Ontology annotation, biological process: cell morphogenesis; multicellular organism development; homophilic cell-cell adhesion.
AUGGGUUAUUACUGUAAGGUCUCUGAGGAAGGAGAUGCUAGCCAGGUAAAGAAAGAAGAGAUUUUAUUCGCAAGCGGCAAGCAGACCUUCCGGGCUGAGCCAAAAGAUGGUAUCAGCACCAAGAGGGACCUAACAAUUACCACCUUGGAGCUGGAGGAGGAAGACCAAGACCCUUUUCCGAAUGUGGUAAGGCAACUGUUCAAUAAUAUGUUUGAUAAUAGGUCCUCAAUGUAUUUAAUCAGUGGACCUGGUGUGGAUGAAUAUCCAGAGGUUGGUUUGUUUUCUAUAGAAGAUCACGAGAAUGGAAAAAUAUAUGUUUGCCACUCUGUUGAUUGAGAAACAACAUCAUCUUUUAUGGUUAUUUUUGAUGUUGCGGAUCACUCAACAGGAGUUGUGGGUAAAUCCUUGAUUUUCAACAUUAGGAUCAGUGAUGAGAAUGAUUGCGUAUCCCCGCUUCCUGAGAAGGAAUUUAAAGCCAGCAUGAAACCAAGCUGCAGGUGUCAAUCUAUUUUUCAGAUGUUAACAGUUGAUUUGGAUCAAGAAAACACUCCAAAUUCUCAAGUUCUUUAUUUCCUCAUUUCUCAAACACCAUUACGGAAGGAAAGUGGUUUCCGGAUUGAUUGUAUUAGUGGAGACAUACAGCUCUCAAGAUUACGAGGAGUGGCUCUUCUCCUGGGAGGGGGCCAGCUUCAGCAGCCAAGGGAGGCAGUGGUAAGCGACUGUGUGAGGGUGACGGAUGCCAUUGAUCUGCCAGCCUUCCAUCCCGGCAGCUUCAUCAUCAGCGACGAGGAUGGCACCAGGCCUGGAAUCCAGUGGGGACACUUUAAUGCUGCAGAUUCAGACCGAACUGUAAGCCAGAUAAGAUAUAAACUGGUUCAUGAUCUGGAAAAUUGGGUCACCGUAGGUGAAAACUCAGGAAUGGAUACCAUGAAGCAAAUUGACAGAGAAUCCCCUCCUGUAAAUGAUAGCUUUUAUACAACCAUCGUCCAUGCCAUUGACAAUCUGCAAAUGGGUACAGGGCCCCCAGUGCUCAUCCUGUCUGACAUGAUGACAAUGCUGACUCUCCAGUCCCAUUCCCACUCUGUGGAGAUCUGUGAGUCUGCAGUGAAAAAGCCCCUCCUUGUUGAAGCAGAGGAUGGAGACCUGUACCCCUCCUCAGACCCACUCUCAUUUGAACUGGACCAUACCUGGGGAAGUAUAGAAGACAGCACAGCUCUGCUUUUCCUGCUGUGGUGCUCUUCUGUGUUUGAAUCCAAGAGGCACAGAUGCUCUAGCCCAGGUGAUGAAGGCCACCAGACUGUGCUCAUGUAUAAUGGUGACAGCAAAGCCAUGUCAGCCCAGGGAUAUUUGGCAAUGCCUGGAGACAGUUUUGAUUCCCACAUUGCUGGGUACUGCUGGUACCUGACGUGGCCAGAUGUGGAGGAUCAGAUCCUAGCUCUGUCGGUCAACAAUGCCAUGGUGAGAGCCAAGCUGGGUUCUAAGACUCUGCUGCACGGCUGGCUCUGGCUUCUUCCUGCCCUGGAAGUGUGUUUCCACCCAGGCACUGAAAGGUCGAGCAAAGGAAUGAACAGAGCCUCCCCUCCCACCACACGAAGAGUGAAACGGGAGCAAAUCGCCCUUGACCCGACACUUCACCUGCACCUGCCUCAUGUCUACAGCCAGGAGGGAGGGACAGAUGGAGCCAAAACCCUCAGUCCCCUCACCUUCUCGGAGCAGGAACUGCUACCUGGUUUGCUGGACUGUUUGGGUUCAGCACUACUCCACUUGAAGAAAUACAUUCUGAGUCAUGAAUGUUCUGCUGAGGGAUGGCCUUUGGCUACUGCUGGCCGGUCCAAGCGCAGGAACGGAGGGAGCAUAGCUGUGCUAAUGGAGAUGCUCUCCGCCUGCGGUCUGCAGCCAGAGUUGACUGAGAGCUUGCUGUGCACAUCACUUUGGAUGGCUCAAGGUGGGCCCCAUCGAGCUGAAGAAAAGGUGGCAUUGUCCGAGUGUAGGGGCCCGGAAGGAAUUGGCCAGAAUCUUCAGCGUUAUAAACUGUGUCUUAACAGGUACAGCUCCCUGGAGACAAAUAUGGCAGAAGUGUUUAUGUUUUUGAAGAAAAACUAUUUUGCUGAAGACACCACCAGCCGGGUCUGCAAAAGCCUGUGA